AGCACGGGCUGCGCGCCCCCUCAGCAGCUGUCGCUCGGCGCCAUGCGGGGCUUCGGGCCAGGCCAGACGGCGAGGUGUCUGCUCUUGCUGCGUGUCUCCCCGCGGCCGCCGCGGCCGCCCGGACCCCGGCUGUCGAGCGGGCCGGCGGCGGCGUCUGGUGCCCUGGAGCGGGCCAUGGACGAGCUGCUGCGCCGCGCCGUGCCGCCAACGCCGGUCUACGAGCUGCGCGAGAAGACGCCGGCGCCCGCCGAGGGCCAGUGCGCGGACUUCGUGAGCUUCUACAGCGGCCUGGCCGAGGUGGCCGAGCGGGCCGAGCUGCUGGGCCGCCUGGCGCGGGGCUUUGGCGUGGACCACGGCCAGGUGGCCGAGCAGAGCGCCAGCGUGCUCCAGCUGCGCCAGCAACAGCGGGAGGCGGCCGUGCUGCUGCAGGCGGAGGACCGGCUGCGCUAUGCGCUCGUGCCGCGCUACCGCGGCCUCUUCCACCACAUCAGCAAGCUGGACGGCGGCGUGCGCUUCCUGGUGCGGCUGCGGGCCGACCUGCUCGAGGCGCAGGCCCUCAGGCUGGUGGAGGGGCCGGACGUCCGGGAAAUGAAUGGGGUGCUGAAAGGUAUGCUCUCAGAGUGGUUUUCUUCAGGGUUCCUGAACCUAGAACGCGUCACCUGGCAUUCCUCAUGUGAAGUGCUGCAGAAAGUCAGUGAGUCUGAGGCCGUGCAUCCCGUCAAAAGCUGGAUGGACAUGAAGCGGCGCGUCGGGCCCUACCGAAGAUGUUACUUCUUUUCUCACUGUUCAACCCCUGGGGAGCCCCUGAUCGUUUUGCACGUGGCGCUGACCAGCGACAUCACCAGCAACAUCCAGGCGAUAGUGAAGGAGUGCCCUCCGUCAGAGACAGAGGAGAAGAACAAAAUCGCCGCCGCCAUCUUUUACUCCAUCAGUUUGGCCCAGCAAGGACUGCAAGGGGUGGAGCUGGGAACGUUCCUUGUAAAGCGAGUCAUCAAGGAGCUGCAGAAAGAUUUUCCUCACCUGGGGACGUUUUCAAGUCUGUCGCCUAUACCUGGAUUCACCAAAUGGCUUCUGGGGCUUCUGAACUCACAAAUGAAAGAGCUCGGGAGGAACGAGCUCUUCACGGAUUCGGAGUGUAAAGAACUCUCUGAGCUCACUGGUGGCCCCGCGAAUGAGACGCUCAAGGCCUUUCUCGGCAGCCACGAGUGGGUGAAGUCUGAGAAGCUGGUGCAGGCGCUGCAGGCCCCGCUGAUGCGGCUCUGCGCCUGGUACCUGUACGGGGAGAAGCACCGGGGCUACGCCCUGAACCCCGUGGCCAACUUCCACCUGCAGAACGGGGCGGUGAUGUGGCGCAUCAACUGGAUGGCAGACCCCAGCCUGAGAGGCCUGAGCGGCUCCUGCGGCCUGAUGGUCAACUACCGCUACUUCCUGGACGAGACGGGCCCCAACAGCACCGCCUACCUCGGCUCCAAGAGCAUCAAAGCUUCCGAGCAGGUCCUCAGCCUGGUGGCCCAGUUCCAGAAGAACAGCAAGCUGUAGAAGGAAACCUCCUAAAGCCUACGUCCCCGGCCCAGGGCUCGGAAAAUGAAAGUUUUCUGGAUGGGUCGGGGUCGUGCAUCAGAAGGGGCUUUCUGAGUAAAGCCCGAGUUGACCCAUGUCCUCUUGCUGGUAGGAUCACGCUGUGAGGCCGGGCCCUGGCUUGCACUGCCUGGCACAGGCGGCGGUGGGUGCAGGUGCACUUGGUUUGGGCAGGGGCGCUGUGCUCUCUGCAGAGACCCUGCUGUGGCCUUCGGCCUGGCCCCUGCCCAGCGCUGGUGCUGGAAGCCCUGCGUGCUCAGGAAGCUCCACAGUGGUGCUCCCAGGGCAGAUCUGUCGGCCUCCCAAGGACCAGGGCGAGUGGUCCAGAUGAGAACAGAUUUUACUUCGAGCUUCUAGAAUGUAAUUUGGCUAUGAUUGCUUUAGCCAUUUCUCUCCAUGCAACAAAAAGGGAUAUAGGGCUGUACUACAUUUUCCCAGUUAAAUCUUACACCUUGAAGUUCAUAAAGAUAUGAAAGGGUCUGUGACUUGGCACAAAUGUAGUAAGUUAAAUCACUGAACACAAAAGCUGUUGCUGCUUGAGACAUAAGUUGGAUUAUGGCCUCUAAAAUUCUAGGGAUUCAAGUUCAUAAUGAACCAAAUAGUAAAGAACAAGUUUGUUCUGUAAAGCAUUAAACAUAUGAUUAUUUAA
Messenger RNA from Lemur catta (Ring-tailed lemur), 2227 nucleotides. RefSeq names its product malonyl-CoA decarboxylase (gene MLYCD). NCBI's taxonomy places the organism in Eukaryota, Metazoa, Chordata, Mammalia, Primates, Lemuridae. Gene Ontology annotation, molecular function: malonyl-CoA decarboxylase activity. Gene Ontology annotation, cellular component: mitochondrial matrix; peroxisomal matrix. Gene Ontology annotation, biological process: malonyl-CoA catabolic process; fatty acid biosynthetic process; positive regulation of fatty acid oxidation. Bases 43 to 1539 code for a protein of 498 amino acids. The record is from RefSeq and is a predicted model, not a curated record. The transcript is spliced from 5 exons.